Dibothriocephalus latus is the source of this 762-nucleotide messenger RNA. Lineage: Eukaryota; Metazoa; Platyhelminthes; Cestoda; Diphyllobothriidea; Diphyllobothriidae. The record is from the annotation of a GenBank genome assembly.
AUGGACGCCCUAGAUCGACUCUCCUUGUUCUUUCAAGAUUUCAACCUCGUCACAUCUCAGCUUCGUAAUUUAGUCCCCACCCUGAAGGACAAGUUACUGGAUGUCUUAAAUCAGACCGCGGGUAGCGAGAACCCUGAUGAGGAGGUGUUUGCCGGUCUGCCGACAAUCUUUAACGCUGAACCAAUGUUCAGACACCUUGAUGCCUGCGUCCCUCGUCUGGCGCCUGACGCGCAGCUAGACGAAACUCCAACUCGAAGCUUUUUUACGAAACUGGAGCUCAUUGCUGUACUCUCCAGUAUUUUCAAUCUUCAUUCUACUGGAAAAGCGGCCUGGCUGACUGUGGAAUAUCUUGCUCAUAUUUCCAAGCGGACUAUCGACGAGACCCACGCUUUACUAAACCGGCUUUUUAUUGAGUUAAUUGUUUUGGAAAACGACAGACCUUCCACGAAGGAGGACGUUGCUGUGAAGGUUGCGCAAAUACAGCAGUCUCUCGUGGAAAAGUCCGAACUUUUGUCUGACUACGAAAGGCUGAGGGAUGGAGUCAAACUUCCGACGCCCCAUGCCAAUCUGCAGUGCAUUGUUGUGGACGCUCUUCGUGUCUACCUCAAUCAUUACCUAGACUGGCAUGCAAUCGACGCUCGACUGGACUUGGUGCUGACUCGACAUAAAGGUUUCCUAGACAGCAAAUGCUGGGCAGCCGUCUACUGUCGCGGUUUUGUUUACUGGCUUCGCCUUCGGGCUCGCUGCUCCUCGGGUGUCCCG